This is a messenger RNA of Aspergillus pseudotamarii, 2420 nucleotides long. RefSeq names its product Zn(II)2Cys6 transcription factor. The record is from RefSeq and is a predicted model, not a curated record. The transcript is spliced from 6 exons. The coding region runs from base 1 to 1989 and encodes 662 amino acids. Gene Ontology annotation, biological process: regulation of DNA-templated transcription; DNA-templated transcription. Gene Ontology annotation, molecular function: DNA-binding transcription factor activity, RNA polymerase II-specific; DNA binding; zinc ion binding. NCBI's taxonomy places the organism in Eukaryota, Fungi, Ascomycota, Eurotiomycetes, Eurotiales, Aspergillaceae.
AUGGACCCGGCCAGAAAGCGCCAAAAAGUUUCAUCCGCCUGUGAGAGGUGUCGGAAGCGCAAGCUAGGGUGUGAUCAACAACGCCCGUGCCAGUUAUGUCUCCGAGCCGGCGUAACAUGUGUUCCGCGUGGGGAGCCCGUGGCUCGAGCAUCUCCGACGAUUUCAAAUCCUGCGCCAGUUGAGCAAGGAGGAACUUACGGUGAAGGACGAACUGCUCCCAUUCUUCCGAACGAUCGACGUACGGCAGUUCUCCCGGAGUUGAAUAUUGUCGACCUGAGUACCCGGAUGUUUUCGCGCGAUGAACAACAUCAAACACUAGGGUACGACACCUCCGCCUUGCCCGGAGGUAAGAAGACAUACAGCCCUCUCCUCUCCAGUCCGAUACCAUGGAGAGAUGGAAUUGGUGUCCAGCUGCCUCCACGGCAAGUCCUAAAUGAACUCAUUACCCAGUUCUUCGACUCUGUAGAUUGGUUUAUGAUGGUAUGCGCUGUUCUUGUGAUAUUAUUAGCGAUCUUCUUUACCACGUAUCCCGAUGGGAGCUUCCGACAGCGCUACGAGAGUCUGAUUGACUCGGUGCAUGUUGCUGGACCCGAUACCAACUUUCUGUGGCUUGUGUUGCUAGUCCUCGCUCUCGGUGCUCACUAUUCGUCCCUGCGUGAGCCUUUCGAUGGUCAUGGCCAGAACUUAUCUGUCCUAUCUGAGAAACUCCUUACCCAGAUCGAAUACAGAUUCUUGCAGAUCAUUGGGUGUCCGAACGUCGAAGCUGUGCAGGUUUGCGUGCUCCUGGGAAGUUUCCACCUGUUCAACGGUCGUCCGACUGUUGGCAUGGGCGUCUUAGGAGGUGGCAUUAAAAUUGCGCAGGUCAUUGGAUUGCAUCGUGAAUCAAUGUGGCCCAAUCUUUCUGAAGUCGCACGAGAGUCUAGAAGACGGUCAUGGUGGGCAUUGGAAGUUUUCGACAAGUAUGCAGCUGUGGCCUUCGGGAGGCCAUGUAGUAUAGACGACUCUGAUUGUAACAUUGGCUUGGUAACGGACGUUGGGGAAAUAAGUCCUCGGCAGACUCCUCUCCUAACAUAUCAUCAAUGGAAAUUUAGACUCUAUCGCAUCAUGGGCCCCUUUCUGGGCAGGCGGCUUCAAACUAAUCGAAUGGACACAGUCAAGGCCAUUCAUGAUCAGCUCGUCACAUGGGAGAGAGAAUUGCCUAAUAGCCUACGUCUGGAAACCUACAAGAAAGACAGCAGCUCGGGACAUCCACCAUUAAUACAGCUGGCGGCUCUUGCUCUACAGCUGACUUACGAUAACCUUCGCAUAAUCCUUCAUCGAAGUGUUGCAUUUGGAGUUUUUGAACAUGAAGCUGGCUCAGACGGAAAGGUCGUCGAGACCGAAAGCUCUGCCUUCUCCCGUCAACAGCUACUGGAGUCUGCAUUACGAACCUCGGAACUGUAUCGAUAUUCUCAUCUUCUGCAAGCCUCUCGCAGGACACAUGCCGUGAUGCAUAUUGGGAUAUGCCUGUUUACAUCCGGUGUCGUACUGUGCGCACUCUCCCUCAUGGAACCAUUAUCCAUAACCAGCCAGAAGGCAAAGGCAGGCAUCAUGCAAAUCAUUCGACUACAGAAGGAAAGAGUUUCGAAACAUCAUGUCCUAUCACUACAAAGCGUCAAGAUACUUGAAGAUUUGGUCAACGUUGUCCUGCAGGCUGAACAACGAACAAUUCUUGGUAACCCGGUCCCAGCGUCUACCUCUCAGCCGAAACCAAUAGAAAGGCACGUGGAUGAAAGUGAAUAUGCCAACUUGAAUCAAACACAGACAAAUCAGAAGGGCAACUUAGGGGGUGUGGUGACGACUGCCCAAGUGUCUCUUACACCUCUUCAAGAAGUCGACUCCGGACUUGCCGAUGCCAGUCAGCUUUGGCUCUGGUCCGAUAAUCUGGGUUAUCAGUCUUUUGCUGAACUUAGUGAUACUACAGUGAGGCAGCAGUGGUCUACCUGCUAAUUCCGGCAACCCGUACCAUGUCACCCUGCAAAGCCAAUAUGAUAGAAACUGUGCAUCACUCUGAUUCUGAAAUAACAAACCAUACCUUGGCCGAUAUUCGCCAUUCAUUCUGUGUACGACAUCGUUGCAGUACCAAUGGAGCUGAAGAAAGUAAAAUCGACAUUCGCCAAUGAAUGCUUUGACAGUAUUACAAAACGCCUACUAAGAAGUAUAAAGUUGCAUAUGGUCCUUUUGAGGCUCACCCCAGACACCAGCCAGGAGAACCUAUACCUAGGUGCCACUCCAACUAUCUCCGUGCAAAGAGCACCGAUGCAGAUAAAUUCUAUUUGAUAAUCCACGAGUGGAUCCAUGAAUAAACUAACUUUAUGCUAGUGCGAAUACCUAGGGUCAUUCUUUGCGGUUUUAAUGGUCAGCUCACCUGUAACCUCGAU